AUGAACCAUAUUUGCAACAUGAAAUAUGUUGUUGAUCUAUUUGAAAUGGUUUCAACAAACAUAUUUAGAAAAAUACCACCUUAUCCAGCUCUUUAUGAAAAUAUUUCCACGGAUUUUUCCGCAACGGACUUAUCAUGGGAACAUAUCAAGCUUUGCUAUUUGAUAUUGAUUAGAAUUUUACCUCAAAUUCCAACAAUUGACUCUAUUUUCAUUAACAGAAUUGUUUCACGUCUUUACACUCCGCUUACAGUUGAGCAAGAUCAAAUUACAUCAUUUCUAUCUGUUUGUAUUACAGAAUUCGCUUAUACAAGAAAAUUUAUCAGAAGCGAAUUACUUAAAACUCUUGUUGAGUAUUACGAUCUUCAUAGAUAUCCAUUUUCAAUUGCUCCAGCCCUUACUCUUAUCGCCAGGCACUUUUCCGAAUUGAAAAUCACUUCCCAAGACUUUUUAGUUUACAUUGCUCCACUUUUAUCAGCGCCUCACCUCAAGUUCUUCUCAAACCAGUUCCAGAAAGUCGCCAGCGUUGUUUUGUCGAAUAAUCAAAAUUCUGGUUUCCAAAUUUUCGACAAAAUUGUGAAAUUCUGGCCGAAAACUAACAUUGAGAAGCAAGCGUGUGCAGUCCGCAUCAUUAUUGACAUUUGUGAGCUUCUUCCUCCCGAUCAAUUCAAACAGACCGUUUCGAAGCUCUCUCAGAUCUUUAAUGAUGCUGUUUCGAGUCCGAACUCCGAUGUUGCUGAGCAAUGCCUGAUUAUUUGGGAUAGACAGAAGCUUUUGUCGAAUAUCCAGUCAGAUAACUACUCUUUGAUACCGUUGAUCAUUAAUUCGUUGAUCAACACUUACUACACUCACUGGUCUGCAUCAGUUCAGAACAGCGCCUCUGCCGCUUUGAAGAUUUUGAGCGAAUUCUGUCCGAAAGUCGUCAGAAACUGCAUGAUGCAGCAGACGAAGAUAAGUGUUGAUGCAAAUGAGUAUUACCACUCUUCCUGGAUAAAAAUUGCGAAAAAAGCUGGUGAACACGACAUGAACAUGGAUAUCUUCUCAAAACUCGAAAAUAUCAAUAACGCUUUCCCACCUGAGACAAUUAUGUUCAGAAGAAACUUUUCUUUUAGUCCUGAGCACUAG
Molecule: messenger RNA, 1122 nt
Organism: Trichomonas vaginalis G3
Lineage: Eukaryota; Parabasalia; Trichomonadida; Trichomonadidae
Product: protein phosphatase regulator protein
Exons: 1
Coding region: 1-1122 (373 amino acids)
Biological process (GO): signal transduction
Cellular component (GO): protein phosphatase type 2A complex
Molecular function (GO): protein phosphatase regulator activity
Source: RefSeq, a predicted model, not a curated record